Messenger RNA from Corvus hawaiiensis (hawaiian crow), 363 nucleotides. Its product is annotated as late histone H2B.L4. NCBI's taxonomy places the organism in Eukaryota, Metazoa, Chordata, Aves, Passeriformes, Corvidae. The record is from RefSeq and is a predicted model, not a curated record. The transcript has 2 exons. Gene Ontology annotation, cellular component: nucleosome. Gene Ontology annotation, molecular function: protein heterodimerization activity; DNA binding; structural constituent of chromatin. Bases 7 to 363 code for a protein of 118 amino acids.
GUUAAGAUGAGCUCAGAACCUUUGAAGAAAGAGGGUCAUGCUGCUACCUCUGGGGACAAAAGAUCUAAGAGGAAGCCUAAGAGAAAGGAAGCUUUUUCAGUAUAUAUCUAUAAAGUACUGAAGCAGGUGCACCCAGACCUUGCCAUCUCCUCCAAGGCCAUGAGCAUCAUGAACUCCUUUGUCAACGACAUGCUUGAGCAACUGGCCUCGGAGGCCUCACGCCUGGCCCAGUACAGCCACCGUGCCACCCUCACCAGCCGUGAGGUGCAGGCGGCUGUCAGGCUCCUGGUGCCCGGCGAGCUGGCCAAGCACGCAGUCUCUGAGGGCACCAAGGCUGUCACCAAGUACACCAGCGGCAAGUGA